GAAACAAAAGCAAAACCACCACCACAUACAUUAAAAUAAUGCCAUAGAAACUUGUGGGAGGCACCAUCAACAUCAUCAUUCAACCCCCCCUCAACUAUUCAAUUCAUUUCGUUUUCGUCCCUUUCAGAAUCACUUCAUUGCACUCAUUUCCAUUACCAAAGCUUGUAGCUUUUUGACACACUGUCUCUCCUUCUCCCUCUCUCUCUCUCUCUUUGCAAUCCACUCCAUACAUUCUUGUGCCUUGUAUUUUGGUCCACAUUAUGUCUUGGCAUUAUGUGAGAGGAGUUGAGUUUCAAGGGUAUUCCCAGCCAAGAUUCAUCAGAGAUUUGGAAGCUGCACUUUGAAAUUCUUGCUGGGGUUGUCUUGUCUGAGAUCGCCAUUGGAGCGGCUUUCAAGAUGAGACUAGGUAUUCAAAAAAAUGAGUCUGACUCAUCCCCUGGGCCAAGUUUCGAUGGGAGUUUUAGGAAGCCUGAAUCUGCAGCAGCUUCUGUUUGUACAAUCUCCAGCACUUCAAGCAAAUUCAUCCCAACUUCAAAAAGGGUGUAUAAAGUCCUCAAGGAGUAUUCAACGAAAAUCACUGACCUUAAUAUAUUUGCAGAGUAUCUUGAGGAUUGGAUAGUGGAAAAUUUAUAUGGUAAAACUAGUAAUGGGGAGCAGCAUUUUAGCUCCCCCUUCUUAAUUGAUGAAUUGCGUACCCUUGAUUUUGCAUUGGAGGGGGUUCUAUUUCAACAGCUUCUACGAAUGCCGUCCCCACCUUAUUCCUCCGACAAUCUUAAAGAAGAUGAGUUCCUAGCACUGGAGGAUUUUCUGCAUACUGCUGCAGAAGGACUAUGGCAUGCAUUUUGGCAUAAGAAUAAGCCAUUGCCAUAUUUUGUAGGUUGCCCUCGUUAUCCUGGAUCCAGGUUUUAUACCGUUGAGAAAGCAAUAUCUAGGGGAAGGCUUGGUGGACUCUGUGGUGCUGCUUUGAUGUCAAAAAAUAAGGGCAAUCUACAUGCUCGUUGGGACGAUGUGGUCAAGUUUGUAUUAUUCAAGCGAAAUCUUGUCAAAGGAAAAGAAUCUGGAUUUUCCUCUUCGGUUGUUUGUGAAGCUCUCUUCUAUGCUAUUCAUAUACUGUUCUCUAGGAGUUUGAGUAAAUACAAUAGGGUUACCACUGAUUAUGUUUUUGUAUCUGUUAUCGACUCUAAAUUUGGAGGUGUCGUUAAACUUGGUGGUGAUCUUGGCAGACUCGAAGUUGAUUUAAAUAACCCGUAUCAGUCCAUGGCAGAAUGGAUCACGAGCCAUGCAGAAGUCAGCAUUUCCCCCAUAGACCGAAUAUGGAACAAGCUUGGAAAUGUAAACUGGGGGGACUUGGGAACCAUGCAGAUACUUCUGGCAAUGUUUUACUCCAUUGUGCAGUGGAAUGGCCCACCGAGGAAGUCAAUGGCCUCGCUUGCAGCAAACCAUAGUCUUCGCCUCCAAAAACGCAGAACGGAGACUCGGCUGGUGGAGAAUGAAAACUCUCUAGUUCCUUAUGAACAUGGUAGCAACUAUGACGGAGAAAUUGUUGAACUAGAUUAUGAAAAUAAUCACAGGAAAGGACCGCGCUUGAACUUUAUUCAGGGUGAAAUAGUAUUACUUGAAGAUCAGAACCAGGGCCUAAAAAGUUUUCAAAUACAAGAGUUCCUUGAUGAUGGGAAUGGUUCUUCGUAUAUUGCUGUUGCUGCGGAGUGUCAUUCAGAAUUGUUGACGUUAUAUGUUGGAUCACACCCAUCGCUUCUGGAGCCAUCAUGGGAAGACAUGAACCUGUGGUACCAAGUGCAAAGACAAACUAAAGUAUUGAACAUACUAAAGGAGCAGGGCAUUUCAAGUAAACAUCUGCCAGAAAUAAUAGCAUCUGGUAGAAUUGUGCACUCUGGUCCUUGCGAAAAGCAAAGUCCAAAGGGGCGCUGUGAUCAUCCUUGUUGUGGAACACCAAUACUGGUCACUUGUCCAGUGGGGGAACCACUUUCAUCCAUCAUUGCCCAUGACGGUCCAUUUUCUGCUGAAGAGGCAACCCGUUGCUGCAGAGAUUGCCUAGCAGCUUUGAGGAGUGCAAAGAUGGCAAAUAUCCUUCACGGUGAUAUUCGGCCGGAGAAUAUAAUGCGCAUCAGCGACAAACAAGGGCCAACAUCAAAUAGUAUUUUUGUUCUGGUCUCAUGGGGCCAUGCAGUUCUGGAGGACAGAGACAGCCCUGUGCUAAAUUUACAGUUCUCAUCGGCCUACGCACUUCAGCAUGGAAAGCUCUGUCUGUCAUCAGACGUUGAGAGCCUCAUUUACCUUAUCUAUUUUCUUUGCGGUGGAUCCAUGCAACAGCAGGAUUCAAUCGAAUCAGCACUCAAGUGGAGGCAGAGAUGCUGGGCAAAGCGUGUCAUCCAGCAACAGCUAGGCGAGGUUUCACCUCUCUUGAAGGCAUUUGUCGAUUAUGUAGACAGCAUAUGUGGGACACCGUAUGCUGUCGAUUACGAUAUUUGGUUAAAGAGACUAAACAGGGCUGUCGAAGGGUUUGGCGAGCGACGGAAAACGAUUGAAGAGGGACUAAGACUGAAGGACGUUAUCGAGUCACCAGGAACUUCAGGAGGCGGAAAUUCUUCCUGAUGCUUCAAACCAGAGCGCGGUAAUUCUUUCCGUUUUUCAGGAUUGAACUAGCUGAUACGAUUGAUACUUGCACUUCAUUGAUUCAUCUCUUUGUUGUCUUUAUUCAGAUCAAAUCAAUUGCUUUGAUCAUGGUUUCUGACAUUUCUAUUUAGCUUGCUAUAUCAACUCAUUCCAGGAUGAGGCAACCUUCAAGAAAUGGGAACUUGCUUGUGUAUACGAAUAUUAA
Sesamum indicum (sesame) is the source of this 2839-nucleotide messenger RNA. RefSeq lists its product as uncharacterized. The record is from RefSeq and is a predicted model, not a curated record. Lineage: Eukaryota; Viridiplantae; Streptophyta; Magnoliopsida; Lamiales; Pedaliaceae.